AUGUUUGAUCCUGAGUCUUUACCUUACUAUAAUCCUGAGACUGAGAGGAAAGUUGCGGUAGUUACAGGUGGUAACAGUGGCAUAGGAUGGUAUACGGUGCUUCAUCUAUACAUGCAUGGUUUUACCGUUUAUAUAUUUGGUAGAAAUUCUAAUAAAGUUAACAAAGCCAUUGAUGAAAUUAUAAAACAAGCCAAGAAACGUUUUAAGCAUUUUAAAAAGGAAGAGAAUGAUGAGAAAACUAAAGAACGUUAUUUGGGUAAUAUCUAUUAUGUUCAUAUGGACCUGACUGAUUUAAAAUCAGUCGAAAGAGCUUGUAAAAAAUUUUCUAAAGUUGAAACUAAAUUAGAUGUAUUGGUUAAUAACGCUGCAGUGAUGGCAUUACCAUUUGAAAUGACUAAAGAUGGGUUUGAAAUUCAAUUACAAACUAAUUAUGUUUCACCAUUUUUAUUAUCGCUGAGGUUGCUUCCCUUAAUCGAGGCUGCAAACGGUAGAUUGGUAACUCUCUCAUCGUUAGGUCAUAACUUACAACAAGUGCAUUGGUCUCUUGACCAAAAUUUCAAUUACAAACCGAACAUGAUAUUUACAUGGUUUAGGUAUGCGAUGGCAAAGACAUCGGUGAUUCAAUUCACGAAGAUGAUGGCAAUUAAGUAUCCGAAUGUUUUAUGUCUAUCGAUUCAUCCAGGGUUGGUGAUGAACACGAAUCUAUUCAGUUAUUGGACAAGAUUACCUAUAGUUGGUAUGUUCUUUUGGAUGUUAUUUCAAUUAGUAGGGUAUUUCUUUGGGGUCUCGAAUGAAGAAGGCUCUCUGGCGACGAUCAAAUGUGCAUUGUCGCCAGAAUUGACCCUUGAUAAAGACAAUGGUAAGUAUUUUAGUACAGGAGGUGUUGAGACGAAGCCUAGUCAUAUAGCAAAUAAUCUAGACAAUGCAGCGUCGACUUGGAUAUGGACAAUCCAUGAAUUAAGAGAUCGUGGGUUCGACGUUUAA
This is a messenger RNA of Vanderwaltozyma polyspora DSM 70294, 984 nucleotides long. RefSeq names its product Env9p (gene ENV9). Lineage: Eukaryota; Fungi; Ascomycota; Saccharomycetes; Saccharomycetales; Saccharomycetaceae. The transcript has a single exon. The record is from RefSeq and is a predicted model, not a curated record. The coding region runs from base 1 to 984 and encodes 327 amino acids.